This is a messenger RNA of Ustilago hordei, 3072 nucleotides long. RefSeq lists its product as uncharacterized. Gene Ontology annotation, biological process: regulation of DNA-templated transcription. Lineage: Eukaryota; Fungi; Basidiomycota; Ustilaginomycetes; Ustilaginales; Ustilaginaceae. The transcript has a single exon. The record is from RefSeq and is a predicted model, not a curated record. Gene Ontology annotation, molecular function: DNA-binding transcription factor activity, RNA polymerase II-specific; zinc ion binding. The coding region runs from base 1 to 3072 and encodes 1023 amino acids.
AUGCCGAACUCUGUCAGAUCGCAUCCGAUGCCGGCUUCGGAAGGCUCCCGAUCUUACGACAAACCUGCUGUGUCGUCUGCUCCUCCGGCUCCGUUUCUUUUUGCCAAACCUUCACAUCCUGCUCAGCACUCGCAGGUUCCUUGCCCUUCGUCAAGCACCUUCCCGACCUCUAGACUAGGCCCCGAAGUUAAGGGUCAUGACUCGGUUCAAGUGAGCCGCCCUUCCCUCUCAGCAUCAUCCUCCAGCUCCUCUUCUUCCGACAAGUCGAGCCGCAUAUCGUCAGGCUCCUCGAGUUGCGACAAUAUCAGCACGCCUCUGACGUCAAGUGUGCCAUCAACGGGCAGCAGUCCUGACCAGAAACCUACGCAGGCGAACUCGAAUGACAAAGUAACACCUGUAGGGUCUCGUGGGCGCCCUUCAGCUGCCACGAAAGCAAAGACAAAGAUGGAUCCUGACGACUUUGCUUUGCUCCCAGAUAGCGUUAGUGCAAACGCAGCCAGUGGAAGCAAGUCGAACCGUAUCCUUGGUCCCGAUGGACAAAUCUACACCCAUGGUGAGGCUGCUCGUCUAGGCUUCACUAUCAGAACCGCCUGCGAGGCGUGCCGUAAUCGUAAGCUCAAAUGCAGUGGUACGCUUUCAGAGAAUGGCGGCUGCGCCAGGUGCAAUAGCGAUGGCAUUCAGUGCAUCUACUCAGCACGAGCACCCAUAGGACGACCCAAGAAGCGAAAAGCAGAAAAAGAAGAGGACACCACUGCAACUCCAGCUCCCGCUUCGAGCUCGCCCAAGGCCAAAGGUAUGAGCAAGACUAAGUCGAAGUGUAAGGAUGGCUCAGGCCAUGCUCGUAGCAAUUCGUCAGUCCGUGUCAAGACAGAAGGCGGGGCCUUUGUCGACUCUUCACGAAGCUCCUCAUCCUCUGCCGUCCAAUCUUCCUAUUACCCAGGGCAAGCGCAUGUUCCCGCCUCUCCAGUACGAAGCGAUGCUCCACGUCACACUCCGCAAGAUGGAUAUCACACUCCAUUUAAUAUUCCGCACAGUUGCGGCUACCUCGAAGGCACGCUGAAUACCCCGAGUGUCCCAAGCACCAAGCUAGCUGCCACGUCGACAGUCUGGACGCAGAAUCAUAUGCCUUUCGUGAUGACACCUUCGGACACAGUGACGCCGCAUUCUGUCAUUCCGCCUUCCUCAGCAUCGACCUCGAACACGGAUGGACAAACAUUGCGAUCAAUAGAGCAGCCAACCAACUCUUCCGCAGCAAAAUUACCAUCUCUUGAUGACCUUUCAGUUGCCGCGUUCUUACAGUCACUGGACACGCUUGAGAUCUCUCCCGCCGAACUCUUCCAACAGCAGCAACAGCAGCAACAGCAGCUCCUAUUCUCGAGUGGAUCUUCCAGCUCGAACACACCAGCGAAUGCCAACUUCGGCGGACUUGGGGCUCCGUUUCAGUCGUCAGGCAUGGCUUCGAACGGCAUCGGGUUCACGGCGUCCUCCGUCGAAGAAUGGGCAACGAGCAGUGCAAUCCUGCAACCUGGCUUGAGCUUUGCUGUGCCAGCAGACUUUAGCUGGUGGGACCUAGGUAUCAAUGGGGCAGACUUUGGAUCCGGUGCACCAAGCGUAUCUGCUACGCCGUCGACAGAGUUGACUUCGAUGGCAUUCUCGACCAUGCGACCGGCGCAGCAGCAGAUGUCACAAUCUCUAUCGCAUUCGACUAACCUGGGAUCUCACAUGGCAUCGCACUCUUCGUCCCCAGCAGGAAAAGGUCAACCGAGACGACCAAAAUUCAGUGCUGAUCAGAUGUGGCCCCGAGGCGCAGAUGCCGGAAUGGGACAGGGUCAGAUCCAGCACACCGUUGCAGCCAGCGAGACUGGAUUGGGCUGGUCGACGCUUCCCGGCCCAAGUCAAUUCUCUGAUACGCUGUCGAGUCCAGUCGAGUCUCAUUCCCAGCAAAGCGAGGAACAGAAGAAUUGCUGCUCAUCAAAGGCAACCAAGCCCGAGCCUCUUUCGCCACCUGCAAAGGCACCUUGCUGCUCGUCCAAGCCUAACCCAAAGGCAUCGUCGGAGGAAAAAGCGGAACCAGCAUCUUGCUGCGCGCGCAAGAUAGCACCUUCUGCGCCCAAAUCAGAGGUCAAGAGCUGCUGCUCAGGUCACAGCGAUGGCACAGCACCAAAGCCAGACAUGACAACUGAGAAUCAGAUCGAAAUGGAUCCACUUUCCACUUCAGCCGCAGUCACUGGGUCCACCAAUUAUACACUCGACUGCGAACGCAGACGCCACGCAGCGCUACAUUCUCAUCAUCCCGGCAAGGUUCACUGUGUCCCCAACCCCUCUGGCAAAGGUUGCACCUGUCUAUGCGAUAUGAGCGUUGCCCUUCUCUCCGUGAAACAAGUUCUUCGCGAAACAGAUCCGCAUAAGCAAUCUUCCUCUUCUACCUCAGCUCCAGAAGGAAAGAAGAACAGCUUUGCAACAGACACAAUUCAACUCACUCUGACCGCAUCUCAAGCCAUCACAGCUCAAUGCGCUUGCUCCGCCGAUUGCCCUACUUGUCAAUCUGACCCUUCCACCGAGAUCUCUGCUUCACUCCUGGUCUCUACUGCGUUGCAAAUCUAUGCUCGCGCGGUUAGGAUCUUGAGGGAGGGUUUCGCAGCAACUGCCGCGAGCGGGAAGGAAACAGUGGGUGGAGCAGCAGGGAGUUUCUUUGGCGGACUGGAUGUCACGAUUGGUACGUACAAGCCGAGUGCUGCGAAUGCGAAGAAGAUUGCACUGUAUGCGAUCAAAUUGGAGUUGAAGGAUCUCAGGAGGGCGCUAGGGAAGAUUUCGAGGAUGGCACAGAAUUUUGGCUCCACUAGCAGCAGUUCUUGUGAUAUGGGAAGGGAGGAGAAGGAUGAGAAGGAGGUUGCGAGUGGAAGUGAGAUAGAGGACACGAAGACUGGACACAAGCGGGAGACGGAGAAAGGACAGGGACAAGGUCAAGGGCAACAGGGCAUGAACCCGAUCGAUCAGUUGGUGAUCUUCAAGCUGUAUAAACAGCUUGGGGAGCUGUUGAAGACACUUGAAGGUUUGGAGGAUGCAGCGUGA